UCUCCCAUCAGAACCUAACGCGUUUUUCUCAUACAAAACAAUCACCCUUCCACACUUUAUUUUUUUCCAGAUUAGCCUGCCUUUGACUCUCUCAUUCCCUGAAAAAAAACCUGGAAUUUCACCCAACAUCUUUUCUCAUCAGACCCACAACCAGUUUCUUUUCUUUCUUCUCCUCUCUAAAACCAGAGGAUAAGUCUGUUCUGUUCUCUAUCUCGUAUAACCUCGACCACCUCUCUCUCAAUAUGGGCAACUACAUUUCGUGCACUUUAGCCACGCCUUUGAUGAAGAAGUCCAAGGUUGCGAGGGUUGUCUUCCCAACAGGGGAGGUUAGGCAAUUCAGGGAGCCCGUGAAAGCAGCAGAGCUCAUGUUGGAGUGUCCAAACUUCUUCUUAGCGAACUCGCAAUCUCUACGCAUUGGCAGGAGGUUUUCUGCCCUGAGUGCUGAUGAGGAGCUGGAAUCUGGCAACGUUUACCUCAUGUUCCCAAUGAAAAGAGUUAGUUCUAUUGUUACUGCCGCUGAUAUGGCUGUUUUCUUCAUCGCUGCUAACUCAGCGGCCAAGAGAAUUUCUGGAGGAAAUAGCAACAGGGUCUUGCCGGAAUCCGGUGGAGAUCAGAAUGUUCAAGAAAGUCUAGAGGGAAGGGACAAUGGAGCAGCAAGAUUGAGUCUGGAAGGAGUUGAGGACUUUCCAGCGCCAGAAUACAAGUACAGGCUAUCUUGUUGUAGAUCAAGGAAGCCUAUGUUGGAAACUAUAAAAGAAGAACCUGUUCGCUUAAGAUGAGUUAUAGGCGGGUAAAUAAAUUAAUUGUUUCAGUUUGCUUGGAGAGAUUACUCUAAUUCCUGUCUCUUUGUGUUUGCUCUCUGAGUUUUUAGCCAACUCAGAGGGACGAUAAUUAGCUUAAUUUGGUGAUUAUAAAAUAAUAUAAUCUCUUUUUUUUUUAA
Messenger RNA from Populus nigra (black poplar), 940 nucleotides. RefSeq lists its product as uncharacterized. The record is from RefSeq and is a predicted model, not a curated record. The transcript has a single exon. Lineage: Eukaryota; Viridiplantae; Streptophyta; Magnoliopsida; Malpighiales; Salicaceae. The coding region runs from base 243 to 779 and encodes 178 amino acids.